This is a messenger RNA of Orussus abietinus, 4790 nucleotides long. RefSeq names its product 7SK snRNA methylphosphate capping enzyme. Gene Ontology annotation, biological process: snRNA modification. Bases 159 to 2801 code for a protein of 880 amino acids. Gene Ontology annotation, molecular function: snRNA binding; O-methyltransferase activity; RNA methyltransferase activity. The transcript has 4 exons. Lineage: Eukaryota; Metazoa; Arthropoda; Insecta; Hymenoptera; Orussidae. The record is from RefSeq and is a predicted model, not a curated record.
GCGAGCAUUCACCAUCGUUGAUGGCCGCACGGCGGGUCUCGUAUACUAAACGACAGCGAGUUUCGCGAGUCAAGUGUGCACGCUAGUGUCUAAUGCGAGGAAAAUUUGGUCCCAGAGAGCAGCCGGGACCCGGAGGAAUUAUUUAAAGUGGAGAAAGGAUGUCAUCUGUUCAAGUGGACAGGCCCACCAAGAUGGGCCAGGUUAGUAGGAAGGAGACCGACAAGUCUCGGAAGCCCUUCAACCCAUCGCACAAGAAGCACAAGCACGAGGACGGCAGGUACUUCAAGUUCGGCAGGAAGAGGUUGCAAAGCUUUACAACCAAUGGAAAGUUUUUCCCACCGUACAAGAGGAGGAAGAAGGAGGGCAUCAUCAUUCCUCCGACAAAGUUUCUGCUCGGUGGGAAUAUAUGCGAUCCGCUGAAUUUAAAUAGCAUGCAGGACGAAGAGGUGAAUCGUGCAAUGAAUGCAGUCACUCCAAAGUCGAGCCCUCUACCAACUCCGAAGCACAGGAAGGAAACAAUUGAGGUCAUUAUACCGCCGAAUAUCUGCGACCCGUUGAACCUGAGCAACUGCGACAAUGAGGACUAUGAGAAGCAGCUGAUUUCGCCAACGAAGAAAGGCUCCAAGCGUCGGAACAGGAAGAGGAAGCGCGCCUCUUCUGGAUCAGGUAAGGACGACGCGAACGAAGCAGCCGAGGCGAAAUCUGUGGAUACUGUAGAAAUUCCCACUAUCGAGAUCAGCGAGGUAGGAGAACCGAAGAAGCCGAAAGUUGAGCCAGUGUUGGCUCCUCCGAGUCCUCUGCCAAACAACCCACCUAAGGAAGCAAAGCAGGAGAACCUGCAAAAGGAGAAGAACAAGCUUCGCCUGAAAGGCCUCGAAGAUCCAAAAGAUAAACGUCUGCGUAAAGUGGACAUCAAGGACAAGAUCGUCAGCCCUGUAAUUCCACAGCCUGGAGCAUGGAAGACUAGGCCGCAGCAUAGACCGAGCCAAGACAAGAAGAAGAAGGCAGUGCAGCAGACACCAAAUUUUAGGGAAAAGGACGCUCGGUACCAGUACGGAAACUACAAUAGAUAUUAUGGAUAUCGUAAUCCUCACCAUGACGUAGAUUCGAGGCUGCCAGUAUUCGCUCAACGCAAGGAACUGUUUAUCGGCAAGGAUGUUCUUGACAUCGGCUGCAACAUUGGUCAUAUUACCUUGUCAGUGGCGAGGGACUUUUCUGCUCGAAGCGUGACUGGCAUUGACAUCGAUCGAACACUUAUCAACAUCGCCAGAAAAAACAUCAAGCACUAUGUCAACUGUGUUCAGUCUCCAGCGAGCAUCGAGGAUGGUGCAGAACGUAAGGAUUGCGAUCCAAGCUUCUUCCCAAUGUCUAUGCCUAUUAAUUACGGGCCGAUAGAUAUCCCUGGGUUUACGAAGAAUAGCAAAUAUAAGGGGUUCCCUUAUAAUAUCACUUUUGUACAGGGUAAUUACGUUUUGGAAGACGAUGCUCUCCUUUCAUCGGAGCAGCCUCAGUUCGAUACGAUUCUUUGCCUCUCGAUAACCAAGUGGAUUCAUCUGAACUUCGGAGACGCUGGACUGAAGCAAGCAUUCAAGCGCAUGCAUGCCCAGCUUCGGCCUGGUGGAGUGCUGGUAUUGGAGCCACAAAAUUGGAGCAGUUAUGGGAAGAAGAAGAAUCUUACUGAGAGGAUCCACAAGAACUACCAGAGCAUCGAGUUCUUACCGCACAAGUUCACCCAGUACUUGUUAUCAUCAGAGGUAGGGUUUGGAAAAUGCGAAGUGGUUUCAAUACCUCCUCACCCUUCGAAGGGUUUCCAGCGUCCUGUGCACCUCUUCACGAAGGCUACCCUGAGUCCAGAGGCUGCAAGUGGCCAGACACCGGGCACCUCUACUCGCAUCGAACGCAGAGACCAUGAACAAAGAGAACUGGAGAGACGUGAGUAUGAACGUGAACUCUUCCCCAAGGAGACGAAGAAGGAAGGCAACAUGUCGGAGAUAAGCCAGCGGAGCAGUGAAUCUCUCAGUCAGUACGAGCAGCUAGAAAACGUGUACGCCCCCAGUGCCACACCUUGCUACGACACACCAGGCUACACCGAGGACAGUCAGCCCUUGGUGCCUGCGAAGAUGUGCUACGUAGACCUGGGUAUCGACAAUGACAGGCCAGAAGAGAAGGAGUCGAAGGAAGUGUCUGAGAAACAGUGCUCCGAAGAAAAGUUAAAACGCGCAAGAGGAAGUGACCCUGGUGACAAGGCGUCUCCUCCCACUGCAUGUAAAGCCACUCCGAUCACCAUCGAGAACCCAGAAUCUGCGAAGCCAACCCCUAUGGACAUCGUCGCAGACCUGGACGCUCCGAAGAGAGGUUCCAAGGACUCUGGAAAACAGUGCCUGGAAGUGACAUCCCAAACACCUAUCCCUAAUCUCUCCAAAGACUCAAAGACGGACGGUCCUACACAGUCUAAUCAAACUAAGUGCCCCGAAACGAACAACACCGAAGAUAGGCAGGCAUCUUCAGUGAAGUCUCCUCCCGAUGCACUCCCUGAGGACGUUCCUGCAGAAAGCUGCGAUUCAACUAGUGUGCAUCAAAUCACUAGGGACAGUAGUGUCAACGAGCCUGUGGAGAAUAGAUUAAGUUGUGAAAAAAUCCCUGGCAAUGAAGUCGAUCUCAGUAUGCCAGAAGACGUUCGGAUCGACAAAGGGCCAGAAGUCGUCGAAGGUUCGGCAUUUUCCCGUGAAUCCGACGCAACGCCCGAAAGUAUCUCUCCGGUGUGUACGAGUAAAGGCGACCUCGUCUCGGACAACACAUAGAUCGGCGCGAAUAAUGUACUUGUCGCUUGAUUCAGGCGAGGCCAGCGGUACUGCCCAUCUAUGUGCGGCUCUGACCGCAGUUCGGCCCGUUCACUCGGGGGAUAUAAAUAUUUUUUUCUUUUUUUUUUUAUACACAUUUCGUUAAUCACCAAAUGCGGUAUAUUCACGCACUCACGUCGGAAGGAUGUUCCUCUUUUGUUCGCUUCGCUCCCACUGACCAUGGGAGACAUUAAGCUAGUCAAAAUUCGAAUUUAGUCUCGCCAAUCCCUGAUCGAGUAAGCGGGUCCCUCGCGUCUCGAUUUAAGCCGAAAGUCGGUGCGCAUCCCCGUGUCCUUCGGUUCUCCUUUCGCUUUCUUUCCGGUGACAAAAUCAUCAACCAUUUCUGUUGAAUCGCGCGAAACGAAGAGGCGAGGGACUAGCUCUGGAUCCUAAACGCAAGGGGUGUUGUUUAAAGCCGCUUUACACAUAGAUUUGCUUGAAACGCCCGCCGGUACCAAGAAAUAUCUACGUUCCACUAGCGUUUGCUCUCCCCUUAACCCACUUUCUGUCUAAAAUUGGGUUCUCCAACUCGAAAUAGACACUCGGCUCGGUUUAGCACUAAGUUUCGGGAUUAGUUUCAUUCGCACCGAGGUUCGGACCUUUACGGCGAGCGAUUUCUCCGAAUCUUUUUUUAAUGGCAGUCCGCUAGCCGAGUCUUUCGUUUCGCUGCGAAGGUUUUGGCCCCUUCUGUGUUAAACUAGUACCUAUGUGUUAAGCCUCCAAGCGAGUGUGUGCGUGUGCGUGUACUGGUUGUGCCUGUAUUAAAGUUAAUUGCGAGAGUUGGGAAGAACAGAGAUUCUAAGUCCGUGCCUAAGGGCGUCAUUUUCGCAUUUUCGCUCCGCUCGUAGAUUUUACUCGACCCAAGACUGACUUCUGGCUUUACAUGAGGAACAAACGAGAGAAGAAAAAAAACAAACAAAGGGAGAAAAAUUCGUUAACUGCGCGUGUACCCCUUCCGUUUUGCUAAUUAGUCCUCUGGAACGUUUGUAAAUGCGUAGCUACGCGUGGCGGUCGUCUUCUGCGCGUGCGUCACCGUCACGUGAUGGCAGAACGCAUGCGCAGAAGAUACGGGACACGCCGUUUGUUGCCGUUUCCUGGUUACUGGAUUUCCUUUCUUUCGGUGCUUAAUUAGCAGCAUGGGAGUAUUACAUGUAUUUAAUAUAUGCGUUGGGCGGUCGGGGUUCCGUUUUGCCGACUUCGGUGCGGACGGUCAAGUUUCCCUGUUUUCCUUCUUUUUUUCUUCUUUUUUACCUUCAGCACCCCGAUCGCACUUUUCAAUUUUCGCUGCGAAAUAUCCCCGCUUGGGAGCGAGAGGUCGUUAAGUCGGAAUCGCUAAGCGUUUCUACGUAGAAAUUGUAAAGAUAUAUCGAGAAGGAAUGGGGAAAGAACUGGGAGGAUAUCGAGAUCACUUUGGGGAGGGAGGGGAGAAACGGAGAUAUCCCUGGAGUAGCUCGCUUGUAAAUUUUGUGUAUUUUUAAAGCCCGGAUAUAUUGUUUGAUAGUUGUUAUUUAUUCGUUUUUCCUUCUUCUUCUUCUUCUUCCUUCUCGGGCGGAGCCUUCGACGUCGCGAAGAGUAUUACCGGGGAGUGGCGCCGCCAUUUUGCGCGCGAUAAGGCGAUCGUCACUUUUAAGAUGCGAAUCUUGCGAAUCCAAAAGACACGAAACCUGUAUAAGAGAAAGAGACCAAAAAAGAACGAUUUAUAGCGAACGUCCGCGUCUAGUCGAGCUUUCUGGGCGAUACGAGUUUUUGUUUAUUUUUUUUUUCCGGUUUCCCCGGCAUUUCCAGUCGUUCGACCGUUACUUUUUAAAUCUCCCGCGUCUGGAGGAGGGACGCAGGGCGUACCGUUAUUUUUUUUUUUUCCAUUCGAUCCGAAAAUUCGGAUUCGGUGGUUGCCGCGGGAAAUACUGGCCCGAUUAGACGAGGGACUGCGAAAACCGAUAUGUGUAGAUA